Molecule: messenger RNA, 762 nt
Organism: Cucurbita pepo subsp. pepo (vegetable marrow)
Lineage: Eukaryota; Viridiplantae; Streptophyta; Magnoliopsida; Cucurbitales; Cucurbitaceae
Source: RefSeq, a predicted model, not a curated record
UUGACGUAAUUUCCAGCAAUUUCUUAACAGAUCAUUUGGGUUUUCUUGUUUCUGGGUUGUGGGAAACAGCUAUGGAAUGAAGUCGGGGUUCAGAUGAGGGUUAAUCUGAAGUUUUACGAGUGUGUCCAUCGACAUAUUAUAGGGUGUUCUUGAACUAAGAUGUAUGGUAUCCCAAGCUGGGCCACCAUUGGUGAUAUGGGUUACGCUUUGAGUAGACUAGAGAUUGGUUCUGACUGUGAUGGCGACAUGAGUAUCAAUGCAGCGGUUGAAGGUCAAGUGUCCAACAAGCCUUUGAAUUAUUUAGAUGAUGAAAUUGCACAGCUUACUAGAAUGAAAUCAGGGCCUAGUUCACAUUUGAGUCAAGUACUGCCUGGGAAGCGGGAGGUAUAUAUUUCCCCUGUAAAAAUGUUGGCGGGCCGGGAAUGUAACUAUUCAGGGAAGGGAAGGUUCUCAGCUGGAGAUUGUUGUCACAUUUUGAGCAGAUAUUUGCCUGUUAAUGGUCCAUGGCUUGUGGACCAAAUGACUAGCCGAGCCUAUGUCUCGCAGUUUUCGUCAGAUGGUUCUCUAUUUGUUGCAGGAUUUCAGGGGAGCCACAUUAGAAUUUAUAAUGUGGAUAAUGGGUGGAAGGUUCAAAAGAACAUUCUUGCAAAAAGUUUGCGGUGGACAAUUACUGAUACAUCACUUUCUCCUGACCAGCGUUUCCUUGUAAGUGCUUACUCGAGAAACUAUACGUGUAUCAAGCCUUAGGUAUCUGCUUCCAUG